Sphenostylis stenocarpa is the source of this 519-nucleotide messenger RNA. NCBI's taxonomy places the organism in Eukaryota, Viridiplantae, Streptophyta, Magnoliopsida, Fabales, Fabaceae. The record is from the annotation of a GenBank genome assembly.
AUGGCCUCUAUGAUUGUGGUGGUGGCAUGGUUGGAUACUUUUGUCAAUUUUGUGUUUCCACUGCUACAAAAGAAGCCGCUCAGCUCUGCUCUGGUGUGGAAUGAUUACUGCGUUAUAAGGUACUCAAAUGAGGACUUCUUUGGGAAAGCUUUGACAUACCCAACAUGGCAUACUGUUGGAACAAAAAACGUAUCUAACAAAAGACUCUCAAAAUUUUCUGGUCAAGGUUCGGAGAAGUUCAAUAAUGAAGUAAUGUUUAUAGCUAAAUUGAGGCAUCGCAACCUUUUCAUUCCAACUACAUUAAUCCUUGAUUCAGGAGUAACCCGACCACCACCACUUUUGAGUGAAGCUGAUUUGCUGAGUUGUAUGGACAAGGAGGGUAUUGGUACUGAUGCUACAAUGCAUGAUCACAUCAAGAAGCUGCUUGAUCGAUUUUAUGCAACUAAGGAUGCCAACACUCGUUUCACACCAACUAAUCUUUUCUGUUUAGAAGAGUUAUUAUACAAGGUUACUAGGUAG